CUACUCUGGAAAACUUCCUCCUGACCAACACCCUCCAAAGGGCCAUCUCCACUGCAGACUCUCCCCAUCUUGAAUGUGUUCUCCUGCUUCCCGCCUGGUGCUGUGUCUCCCUCUCCCCGGAACUGUCACAGGCAAUAUCAAUGCAGAACACCACGUCAUCCUCUGACUUCAUCCUCCUGGGGCUUCUGGUAAACAGUGAGGCUGUGGGGGUUGUGUUCACAGUGAUCUUGGCUGUUUUUGUAGUGGCUGUCACUGCAAAUUUGGUCAUGACAUUCUUGAUCCAGGUGGACUCUCGCCUCCACACCCCCAUGUACUUUCUGCUCAGUCAGCUGUCCAUCAUGGACACCCUUUUCAUCUGUACCACUGUCCCGAAGCUCCUGGCAGACAUGGCUUCUAAAGAGAAAACCAUUUCCUUUGUGGCCUGUGGCAUCCAGAUCUUCCUCUACUUGACCAUGAUUGGUUCUGAGUUCUUCCUACUGGGCCUCAUGGCUUAUGACCGCUACGUGGCUGUCUGCAACCCUUUGAGAUACCCAGUCCUGAUGGACCGCAAGAUGUGUGUGUUGCUGGCUGCUGGCGCCUGGUUUGGCGGCUCCCUGGAUGGCUUUCUGCUCACUCCCAUCACCAUGAAUGUCCCUUACUGUGGCUCCCGUAGCAUCAACCACUUCUUCUGUGAGAUCCCCGCAGUUCUCAAACUGGCCUGUGCUGACACGUUGUUGUAUGAGACUCUGAUGUACACCUGCUGUGUCCUCAUGCUGCUCAUCCCCAUCUCUAUCAUCUCCACCUCCUACUCCCUCAUCUUGUUCACCGUCCACCGCAUGCGCUCAGCUGAAGGUCGCAGAAAGGCCUUCGCCACUUGUUCCUCGCACUUGACUGUGGUGAGCAUUUUCUACGGAGCUGCCUUCUACACAUACGUGCUGCCGCAGUCGUUCCACACCCCUGAGCAGGACAAAGUGGUGUCAGCCUUCUACACCAUUGUCACACCUGUGCUCAAUCCCCUCAUCUACAGCCUCAGAAACAAGGAUGUCAUAGGGGCAUUCAAAAAGGUAUUUGCAUGUUGCUCAUCAGCUCAGAAAGUAGCAACAGGUGAUGCUUAGAGAUUCAUUGCCAAGAGGAUAGGGCUUCCUAAGAACUGCCUCCAUUUGCCCUGUUUCACUAGAGAUUAUUUGGUCAGCUCUCAACGUAUACUUACUAUUGGCAAUUAAGAUGAUUCACCCUAUCUGGAUUCUUGCUCCUAAGGGGAGCAAAGGAAAGACAUUUUACUGUUAUGUAGAGACCUUUCAGUGAAGUAUAAACUCAUUUAUUAUUAAGUUUAAUUUAUCUGUGCUUGUUUAUUUUCUCUAGGGAAGAAAAACUCCAAAUUUAGAGUUCACAGCAACCUUUCACUCUGAACUAGACCUCCUUCAUAUUUGUUCAUGUUUAAACAAUACAAAAUGAGAAAAAAAAUCUACAAAAGCUAUCAAAUAUUUAGUCAAAAAUUCUGUGAUUAGUUUUGUAGGAAUAGAGUAAAAGAAUGCCAAUGCACAAGUGGCAAAGAAGAUAAAGCACACACUUUAGUCAUGUUUUUUAUUAUAGUAUUAACCCCAUGUAACUGUAAGAUUGUUGGGAGAAGCAGUAAAGGAGAAAGGACCUACACAGUGCCU
Molecule: messenger RNA, 1640 nt
Organism: Cebus imitator (Panamanian white-faced capuchin)
Lineage: Eukaryota; Metazoa; Chordata; Mammalia; Primates; Cebidae
Product: olfactory receptor 2T11
Exons: 1
Coding region: 141-1094 (317 amino acids)
Biological process (GO): G protein-coupled receptor signaling pathway
Cellular component (GO): membrane
Molecular function (GO): G protein-coupled receptor activity; olfactory receptor activity
Source: RefSeq, a predicted model, not a curated record